CUGGCCGCUGAGCCACGUGUUUCACAGAGCUACCUCUGCACAGACCUCAUGGGGCUCUACCUCAGCAGGUACCUGCUCACCUACCUGGACCAGCCCCAGGGUGCGCUGCCGCCCCACGCCCAGGGGCGCCAGUUCCCGCAGACUGGUUUUCCCAGACACCGCCCAAGGGCGCCAGAGCCCCGCCCAACUCCCACAGGGCCACCCCAGCGCCUGGCCCGGGUGCCACAUUACCCCAGCAUGCCUCUGCGCUGUGACUAUGCCCGCCUGCGAAGGGCCAGGGUGCCCGAGGCCUGCGGCAACCUCCCCAGAAGGCUGCGUCCCAAGUCCCUGCAGGGCGUGAGUCUCUACCACUCACGCAUGAGCUGCAGACAUCGCUGGCUGGCGCCCACCUGGAGCCCCCCGCGGCUGCACAGCCAGGACACCCCACAAGCCUCUGCUGGGCAGCGCUCAGACAGCCUCUUCCGCUGCGCGGUGGCCCCGCAGCGCCCUGAUCCCUGUGCCAGGGAGACAGUGCUCAAGGCCCUGAGCCAGUGCAACAAGGGCAAGAGGAAAUUUGAUGGGCCGCUCUGGUUCGAGACCCCAGAGCCCAAGAGGAGCAAGCAGAGCCCAGGGCAGCGGCCCUCGGCCUUCAAGCCUGUCAGCAGAGACGGAGUGGUCCGCACAUUCGUGCCCAGGCCCGGGAAGCUGAGGAGGAGCACUGGAUGCCGGGGAAGCCAGAGUGCCAGGAGAGGAGCCAGGGCCUGCAGUUCUGCUGUCCCUCAGCCUGCCCUGCGGGCUGCCAGCGCCGAGAACAGUGGCCAUGUGCGCCUCUGGAGCCUGCAGCAUGGAUGCCCUGCCAGCCAAGCACACAGCAGCCAGCCUGCUGCCCGCUGA
Molecule: messenger RNA, 873 nt
Organism: Ochotona princeps (American pika)
Lineage: Eukaryota; Metazoa; Chordata; Mammalia; Lagomorpha; Ochotonidae
Gene: POM121L12
Product: POM121 transmembrane nucleoporin like 12
Exons: 1
Coding region: 49-873 (274 amino acids)
Source: RefSeq, a predicted model, not a curated record